AUGGAGAAAACCAAAGAAGCUCUGCCUUCUUCGGACUCUUCCCCAGCGCAUCGAUCGACCCUCUCCAGGGUCAGUGAUCACUUACAAGAGGAUGUCCGCAGCUCCAUUUUUGCGGAGUUCGAGCUUGUCCUCCUGACCUUCUGUACUGGAAUCCAAGAUGCCAUUUCCUUUCCCGACUACCACUGCUUCGCAUCCAACCAAACAGGAAACACGGUUUUCCUCAUGCUUGCCAUCGUACUGCCCGAGUUCGAUGGUGACAUGUUCAUCACAGCCAACAUCGGGGCGGCGCUGGGGUUCUUCUUGGGGGCCGGGUGGCUCACGGGUCAGCUCAGCCACCUGAUCGGUGCGAGACGCAGAUGGUGGCUGCUGUUCUGCAACCUGUUCCAGUCAUGCCUCGUCUUCGCGGCUGCAACAAUACAGCACGUCUACGGGAUAGAGAAGGAGGGGCCCGCAGCGGUCACGGUUGUCGCUUUGCUCGCAUUUGCAUCGGGAAGCCAGGUCGUGCAGUCACGGUCCCUGGCUUUGCCCGAGAUAUCGACGGCGAUGGCCACUGCUGCAUGGGUCGAUUUGAUGAUCGAUCCUCACAUGUUCACGUGGACGAACCGGCCCCGGAACCGGAGGGUGAGCUUCCUGGUUGCGCUGAUCCUGGGCACACUUGUCGGGGCUGGUAUAUAUAAGGCGGGAGGCUCCGCACCGGCCAUUUUCGUCUCGGCGGGUGGGAAACUGUUGGUCACAGUGAUGUACCUGUUCAAUGGCACAGACAAGCCAAAAUACAGUGAUGUGGAAGCCGCUGUGCUGCACUUGCUGCAAGCCGAGCCGCAAGCUGCAGCCGGCAGCCGCCCGUAUUCCCGGGCCGGCGGCACUAAUUUCCAAAUGCAGCAGCCUCCCAGGUUCUUUACUCCGGGGGACCGACCUGCGUUCCAAGCCGGCUUCAUGACGCGCCACAACCUAGGCGAGCAUCUAUCUUGGUUCCUGGCGAAUCUCGCCUUGUCCACGCCAAACGCGCCAUUGCUGCCCGCCGCCUGCGAUUACCCUGCCGCCUCUCUGACCCAGGACACUGAUCCUCAAGCCGCCUCCGCGCUGCCGCCAACCUCGAGUGCUGGAGACUUUGAGCUGUCUAGGACCCUUUCUACCUUGGCCGAACCGGCCAGGCCGCCGUCACGGCCCAUCACUUCACAUGUCCCGGCAACAGCCGGCCGCCAUUGUUCACACGACAAGGAAUUGGGUGACGGCGUGCUAUCCGAGACCCUGGAGGAAAUGGGACGACUGGUGCCAGCCUCGGGGUCGAAGAGGCGUUCGCUACUUGUGCACCAGCAGCAGUCUCAGGACCAACUGCUCACGCCGGCUUCCAAUACGCACGGCGGCAGACUCCAAAGGGCGUACUCGGCCUCGCUCAGAACAUCCGCAGCCGCGGUGACGACAUCAGCCGCCAGGAAGGUGUCCCCUCAACGGAAUACCCACCGGUUGAAGCCUCAGACGCCCAUCUCGACGAGAGAUACCCAUUGUGAGACUGUCGACUUAACGGGGUCUGACGAUAUCCUGUCCUCAGAUCCUGCAUUCGCUUUUGGAGAUGAUGCCAUAGUAUGGACCCCAGAACAUGCGAGCCGCCCCGAGCCCAUGUCCGCAGGACGUGGGAAGAAGCGCAAGAGCAACGAGAUUAGCAGGCGCUCAGAGGAUCCCGCGGCGGCACCUCUAGAAGAAGACGAGUUUCCGGAUAUCUACGAAAUUGUGGGUGACACCUCGACAGAAUCAGUCAUCCACACGACCCCGAAGACAGUUGGGAAGGAUGGCAUGGCACUGCGGAAUGUUUGGGAGGAAGCUGUGCCUGCCCUCGCGGUGGAAAACACGCGCGCCAGUCGGGCAAGCCAGCGAGCCAUGCCUAGUGAAGUGAUUCACAACGAGGUAUCACCCAGGAUCAAAUGCUCGCCAACCAAAACGCCCCUAAAGCUUUCCGAGUUUCGCCCCUUUUCUGUCAAACGCACUCCCAGCCCAAGCAAGCAGUCUUCACCCUUGAAAGCCGAGGACAGAUCUAGCGUUGAGCCCAGAGCUGGACCUUCGAGAAGGUCUCGCCGUGAUAGUCAAGUGAUUCAGGAUUCGGAUGAAGAAUGGGCAACUCCCCCAACGCACAACACUUCUAUCGUGACGAUACACUCCACGGGCAGCCGAGGAAGCCGCAAGGACUCGACGACCAAUCGUGUGCGGAGCACGUCUCCGUCAAUAAUAGCUUAUAACACGCCGUCAAAAACCCGGCAUGACAUAUCACAGCCUUUGCGGCCGCCAGUCAUACACCAAGAUUCCAAGGCAGCAAGCAACUUUGCAGCUGCUACCGUUCAACCGCCUGCGCCUAGUCAGGCCGCCAUAAUCCCUGGCGAUGAUGUCCAGACUGCGAUACUCAAACUCUUCUUGUCCAGCCCUUCAAUCCUGCAAAGGAGACGGGCGCUGAUGGAGGAGAAACUGAAGCAGAAUCGCGAUGAGUUUCGGGCCGCGCUUACGGGAGGACAGCCAGAAAAGAGAGACAGUCUGAAACGACAAAGGGAGCAGCUGACUCGCCAACACACUGCUUUGAAUGCACUAUCUGAUGAACACCAAUCAUAUGAGGACUUGGUCCUUGAGAAAGACAUGCUCACGGAGCAAAUGAUGGAAGCCUACGAGCAGACUGGAACAACCCCCGAUGAGUCAGAGGCCAGAAUGGACAGCCUAAGGGCGGAUGUCUCGAAGAAGGAAACAGACUUGAUCAUGGCUCUUCUCAAAGCCGGCAUCAACGAUGUAAGCAUGUUUGAGGACCGAGAACCGCCACCUGGUCGUGCGAGCCAUUGUGACUCGGUUGUCCAGGCCACCCAGCCCAGCCGCAUCGCACACUUGCAUGGUCUAUCGAGAGAGUCAACUGUAGGUACCGGCGCCUUUUCUCAAGUCGUCUUACAGACCCAAGUUCCUGCCAACUCUGAAGCCCUGACACCCUCGGCUUUCCGUUCCACUGAAGACACGCACUUGCCGCAAGCUGCCGGAAGGGGUGCACCCGGAACCGCCACUCCUAGUUCCAGGGUUGUAGGCGCAUACACCGCUCAUGAGCAUGCUCUUCCUUCCGGGAAGCGCUCACAGCCUUGGCCAGCGCCCCGAACAGACCGUGGGUUUGAUGAGUUUGACGAGUUCGAUGAGUUCGAUGAGGAAGGCAAAUUUUUUGACGGGGAGCCAUCAUAUGAGAUCUCUCACCAUCAACCACAGUCGUCAUCGAAGUUGCCAAGCGUCCGAGGCCGCAGAAGUCCUAUCCGGGGAUCUCCAAAGCUUACCGAGACCUUCAUGAGUGAAGAUGACUAUGAUGGUGAUGACGCAGAAAUGCUUGAGCUUGCUGAGGGCCUGGAGCUCGAGCAAUCCUCGUCAGAGAGCUUGUUGCGCAAACCAGGCAGGUCUGUAUUUGGAGAAACCUCAGGGAAUGCUCUACCAGCGAAACAACAGGCAGUGAAGAGAGUUGCAAGCACAUCCACGAGAGCCCAUUUCCCUCCUGAGCUAAUGAAGUUUCCGUGGUCCGCCGAUGUGAAGAGAGCACUCAAAGAAAGAUUUAGAAUGGCUGGGUUUCGACACAACCAACUGGAAGCCAUCAACACUACGCUUGCUGGUCAGGACGCGUUUGUUCUCAUGCCGACGGGCGGCGGCAAAUCUCUCUGCUAUCAAUUACCUGCUGUCGUGAAGAGUGGGAAGACACGUGGCAUAACAAUUGUUGUGUCUCCGCUGCUAAGUCUUAUGCAGGAUCAAGUAGAUCAUCUCAUGGCUUUGCACAUUCAGGCAGUGUCGUUCAACGGCGAGUGCGCCCCAGAAGCCAAGAAGGAGAUACUUAAUCUUCUCAAAAACCCUGCAGCAGAUCAGUUCGUUGACCUUCUUUAUGUCACACCGGAAAUGAUCAACAAGAGUUCCGCCUUUCGAAGCGGCCUGAGCGCGCUUUAUAAACACAAGAAACUCGCUCGACUCGUGAUCGAUGAAGCGCACUGUGUCAGCCAAUGGGGCCACGAUUUCCGCCCGGAUUAUAAGGAACUUGGUGCAUUCCGCUACGAUUUUCCGAAUGUCCCCGUCAUAGCCUUGACCGCGACUGCGACGCUCAACGUGAUUGUGGACAUCAAGCACAAUCUCGGCAUCGAUGAGUGUGAGGUGUUCACGCAGAGUUUCAACCGUCCCAACCUCUACUAUGAGGUCCGGCGAAAGGAGAAGGGCAACGUGGAAACAAUCGCCAGGUUGAUCAACGAUCGGUAUUCGGGUUUGACCGGCAUAGUCUACGUCUUAUCACGAAAGAACGCCGAGUCUACCGCCGAGAAGCUACAGGUACACGGUAUCGCUGCCCAUCAUUAUCAUGCCGGCGUAGAAGCAGUUGAGAAGGCCAAGAUCCAGAAAGCUUGGCAAAAAGGGAAAAUCAAGGUUGUCGUCGCGACAAUCGCAUUUGGCAUGGGUAUAGACAAGCCAGAUGUGCGUUUUGUCAUACACCAAACUCUUCCUAAGAGUUUAGAGGGUUAUUAUCAAGAAACAGGGCGCGCUGGUCGAGAUGGCUUGCCAUCCGAAUGCUAUCUGUACUACAACUACGGAGAUGUCACCCAACUACGCAAGAUGAUCAACGACGGAGAUGGCAACGAGCAACAGAAGGAACGACAGAGAAAUAUGCUGAAUGCAGUCAAUGCAUUUGCCGACAAUCAAAGCGACUGCCGGCGUGUUGAGAUCCUCCGCUACUUUGGUGAGGCGUUUGAGAAGAGCGACUGCCAGUCAACCUGCGAUAACUGCAAAACCAAUGGUGUCUUCGAGAUGAAAGACUUCACGGACAUUGCCAUUGCUGUUCUAGAAGUAGUCAAGAGAGAGAGGAAAAUGACCCUCGUGCAAUGUACGGAGGUUCUGCUUGGUCAGCAGCCUAAGAAGUACCAUGAGUCUCUGAAAGAGGACACUCAUCAAUACUUUGGAACUGCCAAGAAGAUUCCCAAGCACGAGAUCCAUCGUGUCAUUGACCGACUGGCCGCAGAGGGGGCACUCGUUGAGGAAAACAUAUUCAACAAGAAAGUGAAGAUGGCAUUUCAAUACUUCCUCCUGGGGCCAAACGCAUACCCUUUUCUACGCCAACGCAAGAAGUUGAUGUUGACUGUGCAGGUUAAGAGUAGUGACAGUCAAACUGCCGCUUCCAAGCGCAAGACGAAAGCAGCAAAGGCUACGAAAGAGACAAGGCAAACCAGACUUGACACGUCGUUGCUCCCUCCCUCUACUAACGUGUCCUCUCCGCCAAAGAAGGUGAAGAAGGGGAAGGGGAAAGCUGUCGCACAUGUUGACGACGACACCGACGAAGAGAUUUAUGAAAAACAUGAUAACGGCUACGCGAAAGACACAUUUGUCGUCGAUGACGAUUCCUUCGAUGAUGACUUUGAAGAAAUGCCCAUUUCUAGGCGAAAACGACAAAAGAGACCAGUGGGACCGCCGAUUACGCACGACGCUGGGCUUGCACAUCUCAACGAGGUACACCAGGUCAUCAUCGCUUCAUUCGAGCACGAAGCAGUCAAGAUUGCCGAAGAUAUCCAGCACAAGAACACACUCAGCAAGCCAGUGUUCACACGCCAACAGCUGCGUGCCAUGGUGGCAGGAUGGACGAUCACCUUGGACGAUAUGGCAGCUAUUCCAGGCAUUGACGCGGAAAAGGUUAAGAAAUUUGGCAAGAGGUUCCUGCCCAAGAUCAAGGAACACUACCGGCAGUUUGAAGACAUGUUUGGUGAAGAUGUAGUGAGAGCUUCACAGGACAUUGCGAGACGCCAUGUCUCAGAACACAGCGUCGUUGAUCUUGUUUCCUCGGGAGAUGAGGAAAUGGACGACGUUGAGAUGGACGACGAUGACGAGGACGAAGGCGAGGAUUCGAGAUACUUCGAAACCGACGGAAAACAGCAACCUCCAGAGGUCAGCCAAUGGCAUGCCAACUUCGCCAGGCUACAAAAUGCAACGUCCACAUCCGCGUCCGCAUCUGCACCCCGUUCUCGGUCAGGCUCCUCUACCCGUGGAGGUGCCAAAAGCUUUGUCCGAGGUGGCCGCCGACGUCCAUAUGCCCGCAAGACCUCGGGCAGCCAGAGGGGCAGGCCCGGCGUCGGAGUGUCUAAGAAGGCGUCGACCAAGCGUGCAUCCACGGGCUCGACACGUUCCGGAGGCUCCAUAGCCUCGACCGCCGCGGAGCGCGGCGGAAGAGGGGGUCGUGGCGGCAGCCGAAGUGGCGCCUCGAUCCCCACGAUGCCUUACUAA
Molecule: messenger RNA, 6246 nt
Organism: Neoarthrinium moseri
Lineage: Eukaryota; Fungi; Ascomycota; Sordariomycetes; Amphisphaeriales; Apiosporaceae
Exons: 5
Coding region: 1-6246 (2081 amino acids)
Biological process (GO): DNA replication; double-strand break repair via homologous recombination
Cellular component (GO): cytoplasm; RecQ family helicase-topoisomerase III complex; nucleus
Molecular function (GO): 3'-5' DNA helicase activity; four-way junction helicase activity; nucleic acid binding
Source: RefSeq, a predicted model, not a curated record